This is a messenger RNA of Mycena citricolor, 591 nucleotides long. The record is from the annotation of a GenBank genome assembly. NCBI's taxonomy places the organism in Eukaryota, Fungi, Basidiomycota, Agaricomycetes, Agaricales, Mycenaceae.
CAGAACUCUGAGAUCGGGUCUCAAGGUUGCCCUUACAGCAUCACAUGGUUGCACAAACGACGUCAUGUUGGGCUCCAGGAACUCGACGCGGAUGUGGCUCGGCUUGUAAGUCAUCGCAACAUGUCCCGGACAAUUGUCGAUCAAGAGCAGAAUGUGUCGCUUCUGGCGCCGCAUCCGAUCAUUGAGCUUUCGCAUCCAUUUGGUCCACAGCUCUGCCAUCAUCCAGGCCUUAGCGUUGUUGCGGUAAUAAAGUGGUGGGUCGAUGUUUGCUGGAUACUCCUCAGAAUACGCGAGGCUUCUGCGAUUUCCCAAUGAACAUGAGAUCAAGCUUCUCUGUUCCAAUCGAGUUGCACGCCACAAGAGCAGAAAUGCGAAACUUGUCCCGUUUGGUUCCGCUCAUGUGUGUGGUGCACAGCGUGCGAUCCGGGGGCAAAGAUGGGAAGAAACUGGUCUCAUCCGCAUUCCAGAUGUUCUCGGGGGCGUAACGGGAGAGCCGGCCUUGCCGUGUCUGCGUCUCUCAGACAGACCAUGACUGCAAUUGAAAUCAGCACUGUUAGGGAAAAUGAAAAGAUGAACACACACUUUCUUGAA